Molecule: messenger RNA, 1955 nt
Organism: Telopea speciosissima
Lineage: Eukaryota; Viridiplantae; Streptophyta; Magnoliopsida; Proteales; Proteaceae
Product: serine hydroxymethyltransferase, mitochondrial-like
Exons: 16
Coding region: 72-1628 (518 amino acids)
Biological process (GO): folic acid metabolic process; tetrahydrofolate interconversion; L-serine catabolic process
Cellular component (GO): cytoplasm
Molecular function (GO): glycine hydroxymethyltransferase activity; pyridoxal phosphate binding; serine binding
Source: RefSeq, a predicted model, not a curated record
AACCGAACGCUAAAGCCACACAGAAGAGAGGGGGGGAAGAUAGAGUUAGCAGGUGCAGCGAAGAACGAGAGAUGGCAAUGGCGAUGGCACUCCGCAGGCUCUCGUCUUCCGUGAGGAAACCGAUUCCGCUUCCCUUUCGUGAAGGAUCCCUCUACUACAUGUCUUCUUUGCCGAAUGAAGCUGUUUAUGAGAAGGAGAGAUCUCGUGUUACGUGGACGAAGCAGUUGAAUACUCCGCUGGAGAUUGUCGAUCCAGAGAUUGCCAAUAUUAUCGAGCUUGAGAAAGCAAGGCAAUGGAAGGGACUUGAACUCAUACCUUCGGAGAAUUUCACUUCUGUCUCCGUGAUGGAAGCAGUUGGGUCCAUCAUGACCAAUAAAUACAGUGAAGGAUAUCCCGGUGCCAGAUAUUAUGGAGGAAACGAGUACAUUGACAUGGCCGAGUCCUUGUGUCAGAAGCGUGCCUUGGAAGCUUUCAGGUUGGAUCCUGCAAAAUGGGGAGUGAAUGUUCAACCAUUGUCGGGCUCACCUGCUAAUUUUCAAGUUUACACUGCACUUUUGAAGCCUCACGAGAGAAUCAUGGCGCUUGAUCUUCCUCAUGGUGGGCAUCUGUCCCAUGGCUAUCAGACUGAUACCAAGAAGAUAUCUGCUGUUUCUAUAUUUUUUGAGACAAUGCCAUAUAGAUUGAAUGAAAGCACGGGGUACAUUGACUACGACCAGAUGGAGAAGAGCGCUGCUCUCUUCAGGCCCAAAUUAAUGGUUGCUGGUGCUAGUGCUUAUGCACGCCUUUACGACUAUGCAUGGAUGCGCAAGGUCUGUAAUAAGCAGAAAGCUAUUCUGUUAGCAGAUAUGGCACAUAUUAGUGGAUUAGUUGCAGCUGGUGUCAUUCCAUCACCUUUUGAAUAUGCAGACAUAGUGACAACUACAACACACAAAUCACUACGUGGGCCACGUGGAGCCAUGAUCUUCUUUAGGAAGGGAGUGAAAGAGAUCAACAAACAAGGCCAAGAGGUCAUGUAUGAUUAUGAAGACAAGAUCAAUCAGGCUGUCUUUCCAGGGCUUCAAGGUGGUCCACACAAUCAUACAAUUACAGGGUUAGCAGUUGCAUUGAAACAGGCAACAACUCCAGAGUACAAAUCCUACCAAGAGCAGGUUCUCAGUAAUUGCUCAAGAUUCGCCGAGAGUUUAAUAGAGAAGGGCUUUGAUCUUGUCUCUGGUGGAACUGAAAACCAUUUGGUCUUGGUGAAUCUUAAAAACAAGGGUAUUGAUGGUUCCAGAGUUGAAAAGGUUUUGGAAUUGGUUCACAUUGCAGCCAACAAGAAUACCGUUCCUGGGGAUGUGUCUGCCAUGGUCCCUGGUGGAAUUCGGAUGGGAACCCCAGCCCUUACAUCAAGAGGAUUUGUUGAAGAGGAUUUUGCCAAAGUAGCUGAGUAUUUUGACAGUGCUGUGAAGUUGGCAUUGAAGAUCAAGUCUGAAACCAAAGGGACUAAGGUGAAGGACUUCAUGGCUACAAUCCAGACCCGUGAUGAUAUCCAAUCUGAAAUUUCAAAGCUCCGUCAUGAGGUUGAAGAAUAUGCAAAACAGUUUCCCACAAUUGGGUUUGAGAAAGAAACAAUGAAGUACAAAAACUGAGGGAAAUAGAAAGUAUCUUAUUCAAUGAGGGACCAACUUUCUUUUCCUACAAAUAACAAAAUUUGAGGAUAAUAAAGGCUAUACGUUGGAAAUAAUCUCAGGCUUGACCAUUUUUUUUUAAUGCCAUUAAGGAUGCUGCUAUAUUGGAAAAGAACAGUGUAUUGUCCUAUGUUUAUAUGAAAUUGUAAAGAACAUUCAUAAUCAAGAAAAUUCAGAAUCGUGGUUACACAGAAUGCAUUUCUCACUGUAUCAUUCUUAUUUCUGCAGAACAUUGAAAUGGCAGUGGAAACUGUAACUCAAAGGCCUCUUGAAUUAGUGAAAGCGGUU